AAGUAGUAGAAGAAGAAAUCUGCUCAUUUAUCAACAGGAAGUAGAUGCUGUUGUCGACUCGUACUUAAUGUAUAACUUUUUCUUUUAGUAAAAACAACCUUAUUAUCGCAGAUCUUUUUAAACAUGUGAGUUCUCUUUUUUGGAAACGUAAACAAAACAAAUACUUUGCAGGUAGAUUUUAGAGCUAGCCUGUAAAGUGACAGAUUUGUUGCACUAUGCCCUGUCGUGUCAUCUCCUGCGUUGCACUGCUGCUCUCUGUUGGAAUAUUGAUGAAUGAGGUUAAAGCUGAUGAGUUUACUGAAAAAAUUGAACCUCCAGACUGGAGAAAGACCUUAAAAUCCAUCCGGAACGGGAUUCACAGGAUUGACACAUACCUUAACAUGGCUUUGGACCUGAUCGGAGGUUCAGACGGACGGUGUCUCUUUAAGUGCAGCGACGGGUACACACCAGUUCCUCGCCCCAACUACAAACCAGCUCCACCCAACGGAUGCGGCUCCCCACUGUUUGGGUUUCAGUUUGAUGUUGGGAUUCCAUCUAUGACCAGAUGCUGUAAUGAGCAUGAUCAAUGCUAUGAUACCUGUGGGAGAAAGAAAAAUGACUGUGAUGAGCAGUUUCAGGUCUGUCUGGAGAGCAUUUGUGGGCAUUUACAAAUGACACUGGGCUUGUCCCAAAGUGUUCAAGCCUGUGAGUCAGCAGUGACUUUGCUCUUUGAUACUGUCAUGCACUUGGGAUGUAAGCCUUACCUGGAUAGCCAAAGAUCAUCCUGUAUUUGUCACUAUGAGGAGAAGGCUGAUCUGUGAACACUAAUUAUGUAUAUUGUGAUAUAUUGAUUGUUUGUUAUUGCCUCAGGGUACAGCACAACUCAUUACCUUAUGUUUUUUGUUUGUAUUUGUUUAUUGCAUUGUGAGCUGUUUAUGUUGUAAUUGCAAAUGAAGUGAGAUUAAUGUGAUUCUAAAUAUAUAAUAAUAUAUAAAAUAUAUUUUUAUAUUUAUAAAUGUAUGAAAUUAACGUGAUAAAUAAGAUCUAAUGUAUAAAUACUGCUGUUCCUUUUCAUUUAAUAUAUAUAUAUAAAUAUACGUAUAUAUAUAUAGUGAAUACAAAUAAAGUGACGCUAUUCAAAAUCAA
Ctenopharyngodon idella (grass carp) is the source of this 1125-nucleotide messenger RNA. It is a transcript of the gene pla2g12a, whose product is annotated as phospholipase A2, group XIIA. NCBI's taxonomy places the organism in Eukaryota, Metazoa, Chordata, Actinopteri, Cypriniformes, Xenocyprididae. The transcript has 4 exons. Gene Ontology annotation, biological process: lipid catabolic process; phospholipid metabolic process; arachidonate secretion. The record is from RefSeq and is a predicted model, not a curated record. Gene Ontology annotation, molecular function: A2-type glycerophospholipase activity; calcium ion binding. The coding region runs from base 216 to 800 and encodes 194 amino acids. Gene Ontology annotation, cellular component: extracellular region.